Nycticebus coucang (slow loris) is the source of this 3678-nucleotide messenger RNA. RefSeq names its product PP2A Aalpha (PPP2R1A) and B55A (PPP2R2A) interacting phosphatase regulator 1 (gene PABIR1). Gene Ontology annotation, cellular component: cytoplasm; nucleus. The transcript has a single exon. Bases 142 to 1005 code for a protein of 287 amino acids. Lineage: Eukaryota; Metazoa; Chordata; Mammalia; Primates; Lorisidae. Gene Ontology annotation, biological process: mitotic G2/M transition checkpoint. Gene Ontology annotation, molecular function: protein serine/threonine phosphatase inhibitor activity. The record is from RefSeq and is a predicted model, not a curated record.
CGCAGAGAGGUGAGCUGGCUGACAGAUUCUUGGUGGUGGUGGCGGCGGCGGCGGCGGCGGCGGCUGCGGCGGCCCUGGGCUGCGGGGAAUGGGAGUUCUAGGGCCCUGACUGAGCACCGCCCCCGCCUCCCUGUCCGCGACAUGGCUCAGGAGAAAAUGGAGCUGGACCUGGAACUGCCUCCGGGUACGGGCGGGAGCCCGGCGGAGGGCGGCGGCACUGCCGGCGGCGGGGGCCUCAGGAGGUCUAACAGCGCCCCCCUGAUCCACGGCCUCAGUGACACUUCGCCGGUGUUCCAGGCCGAGGCGCCGAGCGCCAGGAGGAACAGCACGACGUUCCCGAGCCGCCACGGCCUGCUGCUACCAGCCUCCCCUGUCCGCAUGCACAGCAGCCGCCUGCACCAGAUCAAGCAGGAGGAGGGCAUGGACUUGAUCAACCGAGAGACGGUCCAUGAGCGGGAGGUGCAGACCGCAAUGCAGAUAAGCCACUCCUGGGAGGAAAGUUUCAGCCUGAGUGACAACGAUGUGGAGAAAUCCGCCUCCCCGAAGCGCAUCGAUUUCAUUCCUGUGUCACCAGCACCGUCACCCACUCGGGGAAUCGGGAAGCAGUGCUUUUCACCAUCCUUGCAAAGUUUUGUGAGUAGCAAUGGAUUGCCUCCAAGCCCUAUUCCCAGCCCAACGACCCGAUUUACUACUCGGAGAAGCCAGAGUCCCAUCAAUUGCAUUAGACCAAGUGUUCUUGGACCAUUGAAAAGAAAAUGUGAAAUGGAAACUGAGUAUCAGCCAAAGAGAUUUUUCCAAGGCAUCACCAACAUGCUUUCUUCUGACGUUGCACAGCUGUCAGAUCCCGGUGUGUGUGUAUCUUCGGAUACCCUUGAUGGAAACAGCAGCAGUGCCGGAUCUUCUUGUAACUCACCAGCGAAAGUCAGCACUACCACCGACUCUCCUGUGUCACCUGCCCAAGCGGCCUCUCCAUUUAUCCCACUUGAUGAACUAUCGUCUAAGUGAUUCACGCAUCCUGAGACUGUUUUGUUUUGUGUUUUUUCUUGUUGUUUUUGUUUUUGCAAUGGAGAGAGAGAGUAAUCACGUUGGAGCAAGCACUGAACUUUGUCGAUUAAUUUGAGGCUAUUUCCUAUUUGACCCUUUUUCUUUUUUUGGAAUUUCCUGAAAUGUUGUUAUUCUAGAGAACUUUUAUGUCAGGUUCCUGCGAAUACCCUUGAAUACAGUGUAGUAAUAUUUUCAGACGUUUUCACAAUAAGUGUGUUGAAGCAUACAUCUUUACGCUGCUAAUAUGUCUAAAUACAUAUGUUAUCCCUUGAUUUUUUUAAAUAAUUGAGAGCUCUAUUUAUUUAUGGGAUUAUUAAGUUCUGAUGAAAAUAUAAAUGUAGAAUUAAUCAGCAUAGUAAACUGAUGUUUUAAAAGUCCAUACUUUAUGCCCACACUAAUUUUUAAUGUUAUUUUCCAGUGAUUGCUAAUUUCCAUUUGAUGAAGAAUAAUAAUUUACCUAUUUACAGCUUUUUAAAAAAUGUCAGUUGUAACAUAUCAAUCUAGUGGCUGUCUACCCAGGAAUCCUUGAAUAUUUAAUUUUCUGGGUAUGUAAGUGGAUGAUAAAAGAACAAAUUAUAGAAGUUUGCAACAGAUCUUUUAAGUAUAUAAAAGUAAACAUAUUUAAGAAAAACAUUUUUAAUGAAAUUUUAAUAGUAAUUCUAGUAAGUCAUACAAAUAUAACUACUAUACAGAAAAUGAAAAUUUUCUUUUUUUCUUUUCUUGACCAGAAAGUGCAUUCUCUUGGGUAUAAUCCUAAAGCAAAAUGGGACGGUGCCUUGCAGUCUUAGCCCAUUGUACAUAGGCUCAGGCUAGGCUCUUUGUACCAUUGCAAACUUAAAACUUUUUUUAGAUGUAGAAAAUGUGUGGGAAGCCUUAUUGAACUUCAACAGAGCACCCAGGCAGACAAUACUUUCAAUCAUUGGUAUACUUUAAAAUAUUCAAUUGUGCCUCAGUUCUGAAAAUUCUUGCCAACCGGGAGCCAGAGCAAUUUUUGGCUGCUUUUCUGCUCUGCCCAUCUGUCACCUUCUUGGUUUUCCCUUGCUCAGGAAGUAGCUGUUUCCUUGCCAACAGGUCCUUCCUCUCCAUCUCCCACCAAACUAGGGCACCAUCUUUUAGACAAAGGUACAGUGUGACUCGGAUUUCUUAAAGUGAGCAACAAUAGGAUUGUGAAUUGUUUAACCUCUGGGUGAAAGUUACAAGUUGAGUUGACUGCCUUGGUGAUAUUGGUUAAUUAAGGGUCGAUGAUUUGCAAGAGAAAAUCAUUGGAGAGUCACAUAGGUAAAUCAUUAUUUAACUUAGAUUUUGUUAAAGGUAGAAUUGUGAAAUGUUCUUUUUCUUUGCCUUUUACAGUUAAGAAAAUAUUUAAUAAGAAUAGCAAAUGUUUUUUAUAUUAUACUUCUUUAUACCUCAUAAUAUCUUCCUUAACUAGAUAGAUGGGUAAAUAGAUGCAUAGAUAAAUGCAUAGACAAAAAGGGGAGGGGAAAGAAAAUAAAAGACUCAAAGACCAAGAUAAAAGCUCUGACCUACUUUUUAAAGUUAUUGCUUAUAGAGACUUAACGAUUAUGUGAACUUUUUACAACUAUGAGAAUAAAUGGAACUGGUCAACUCUUGAUAGUUGCCUCAAGAUUCAGUGAAAUAACAUUGAGGGUAAGACUGUAUCCACAGGUUUAAAAUUCUUUAUUCUGGGUAAUAGUAUUCCUGUGCUUCAGUCCCAACCUUGUUCCUCAGAUUUAAACCUGUAUAUUCAACUUCCUGUUGGGUAUUUUGACCUGCUUCCAGCGGUUCUUUAACUUCAGCUUCUUCAAAACAAAAUGUAUUAUCUUCUUAAAAAAAAAAAAAAGAAAUGUAUUCUCACUUAAACUGUUCUUGUAUUAAUGAGAUUGAUGUCGUCACUAACUUCCUAAGGUAGAAACUACAGAAACGCCUUUGACUUUGCCUUUUCACUGUCAUAUCCCACUUAAUCACCAAUUCUUGUCAACUGUUACUCUGAAGUAAAUCUCAAAUCUCUGUCUUCUCUAUCACCCAUGAUUUAGCAUAGAGCUCUCAUUCUUACUUUUUGGUCUAAUCUUCACACUGCCUCUAUCCUGAUCUUUCUAAAAUGUAAACUUGAUUUUUUCACUCUCCUCCUUGAAAACCAUAUAUGCUUCCCUAUUUCCUACUAUCUGGGAAAUGGUUUCCUCAGCCUAAGAUAUAUAUAUACAACGUUCUUCAUGAUAUGGCCAUAUUCAAAAAUAGCUUUAAUCCUUUCCUUAUCUCCAUUUCGAUACACAUCCUUCCUUUUUACUCUGCAAACACUAGACUACUUGAUACUCUUUGAACAUGCCGUGUACUUUCACAUGUCCAUGCUUUGGAUAGGUAGUUCCCUCUCCCUAAAAUGCCAUUCCUACCCUUUUUGUCCAGGCAAAUGCUGUUUUCUUUUUAUUGCGUGUGAAUUUAACCAUGAAAGCAAUGCUGUUGAUAAAGUAUUUAAACAAUGUAGAUAUUUAUAUAGUAAAAAAAGAAAGAAAAUCUGCCUCUUUGCAAAAUUCAUCUUUUGUUCCCACGCGUAACUUCUGCUAACAGUUUGGAAUAUAUUUUACAAGAUGUGUUACUCCAUGUUAACAUGUAUGUAUGUAUAUAAAUGCAGAAAACCAA